AAAAAACCCCCAGCCAUACCUCCCGAGAUAUUUCGAGUGCUUAAUAUACCCCAAAAUGAGGAUGCAAUGCCCACACAAACCUCCACCAAUAGAUAUGUUCCAUACAGAAGUGCUCAAUAUAAAGGAAAAACAUAUAUUUAUAUGGAAGGAGACGAACCGGAUGAUUAUCUUCGUUAUAUAUCUUCUUCUGAUAUUACUUCUUCAUCAGAAAGUGAAUAUGAAGAGAUGGAUAUAAAUGAUAUAUAUAAACCACUUGGUCCUAAAUAUAAAACGUUGAUCGAAGUACUACUAAAACCGAGCACAAAUAAUAAUGUACAAGAUACUUAUACAGAUGAUGUGAAAAAUAAUAGUGAUAUACCCAUCAAUAAAUGGACUGAGGAAGAAUGGAAUGAAUUAAAAAAGGAUUUUAUCUCGCAAUAUUUACAAACAGUACAAAAGGAUUUACCUAAUGAAAACAAAAGUGGAAAUACUUUUAUGGACUCACAACCUAAUAUUUUACCAAAUAAUAUGGAAGAAAAACCUUUUAUUACAUCUAUUCAGGAUAGAUUUCUUGAUAAUCAUGAAAAAAUCAAUUACGAUAUAGAUUGGAAUGUUCCAAAACAUACACAGAUAUAUUCUAACAUUACACAUACUCCUAAGGACAAUAGUUUAUAUAGUGGUAUUGAUCUAAUUAACGAUUAUCUAAGUGGAAAACCUAUUGAUAUUUAUGAUGAGUUGUUAAAACGAAAAGAAAAUGAAUUAUUUGGAACAAAACAUCCAAAACAUACAACAACAAAUAGAGUUGUUAAACAAAUAUAUGAUAACCCUAUACUCAACCAACUGGAUUUAUUUGAUAAAUGGUUAGAUAGACAUAGAUCUAACCAGUGGAAAAACAAACCGGAUAUGUCGAAUGAGGAGUGGAAUAGGCAACAUGAUGAUAAUAUACCUGUGGAAAAUGAUAACAAUACUACACAUAAAAUGUUUAAUACUAACCUUUAUGUAAAAAUUAGUAGUGAUAUGACCCCUAGAUCUAAUAUGGAUAUUAGUGGAACAAAUACAAUAUAUAGUGAUACUAAUAGAUAUACCUAUUUUGAUGAUAUAUCCAUUGAUGAAGUCAGCCCUUUUAAUAAUAGAGAUAAAUUGUUAAAUACUAACCUUUAUGUAGAAAUUAGUAGUGAUAUGACCCCUAGAUCUAAUAUGGAUAUUAGUGGAACAAAUACAAUAUAUAGUGAUACUAAUAGAUAUACCUAUUUUGAUGAUAUGGAUUCAAUAGAAAAUAGUAGUGAUGAAAAUUUAUGA
Messenger RNA from Plasmodium gaboni, 1278 nucleotides. RefSeq names its product putative EMP1-like protein. NCBI's taxonomy places the organism in Eukaryota, Apicomplexa, Aconoidasida, Haemosporida, Plasmodiidae. The annotation marks the transcript as partial. The record is from RefSeq and is a predicted model, not a curated record. The transcript has a single exon.